CUCCCCCCACCAUAAGCACACACACACACACACACACGCACACACACACCGCAACUCUCUCUCCUCCCUCAGUAACCCCCCACUACCAUCACCAAUAACACACACACACACACCUCCUCAACCCCUUUGUGUGUUUAUGUGUGCAUGCUGAGAAACCCUGUGACGGAUGCUGAGCUUAUAAAAUUCCUUCUUCUUCUUUUUUUAAAUUGUUUUUAUUAUUAUUUUAAAUUACAUGGAUGCAUUUUAUUCACCAGCAACAGCUUCUGCUGGAUGUAUGGAAGCCCGCAGGUGAGAAGAAGGCGGACCGGGUGAGCGCGUGAGAGUCUCACCUCUCUCCAUAGCCAGGAAGCGGAAUGCAAGAGGAGCCUGUUACCAGGAGCAAGUGCGUCAAAACUGGGACUUUUCCACCAUCAGCAUCCCUCCUCUCAUCUCCUCUCCUCGCCUCAUCCCUGCUCCUCCUGUGGCCACGCCACCAUCCCCUCUUCCCUCCCACCCUCCCGUCUCUCCGUCUCCUUCUUCCGUGAUCCCAGAAUAGCCUCGCACCCCUUAUCCCCGGUGGAGUGUUUGGAAUUUCGGGGUGACUCGAGAGGAAGCCGGAGGAUGGAUUAGCAGAGGCGGCGCGACGGCAAAACUGGAGCAGCACGCGCGGCCACGCCGGGGGGGAAGGGGGCGACGGGACUCGGUGAAUUCACGGAGCCCCCGGGAUAGAGGUUGCGACUGGUCCCACCCCAAGAUGACGUCUCCCAAAACCAAAGCCAAGAAGAAACCACCCAAAGACAGCAUGACUCUGCUGCCGUGUUUUUAUUUUGUGGAGCUCCCCAUUGUCCUGUCCUCCUUGGUGUCUCUGUACUUCCUGGAGUUGACAGAUGUCCUUUCCCCGGCGAUGGUGGGCUUCCGUUGCCAUGACCGCGACCUCUCCAUGCCUUACGUGGAGACUGGAGAUGAGCUCAUCCCUCUGCUGAUGCUGCUGAGUUUGGCGUUUGCCGGCCCAGCCGCUUCCAUCAUGUUGGGGGAGGCGGUGAUGUACUGCAUGCAGUCCAAACUGAAGACCUGCCCCAAGUCGGAGGGAAGCAUAAACGCCGGAGGCUGCAGCUUCAACUCGUUCCUGCGCAGGACCGUGCGCUUUGUCGGUGUUCAUGUGUUCGGUCUCCUGGCAACAGCCCUGGUGACAGAUGUCAUCCAGUUGGCUACCGGUUAUCACGCCCCUUUCUUCCUCACCGUGUGCCAGCCCAAUUACACGGCUCCGGGGGUGUCAUGUGACAACAACGCCUACAUCACUCAAGACAUCUGCAUGGGGAAAGAUCAAUAUGCAAUCAUGUCAGCAAGGAAAACCUUUCCAUCCCAGCAUGCUACGCUGUCUGGCUUCGCAGCUGUUUAUAUCUCUAUGUACUUCAAUACCAGCAUCAAUAGCACAACUAAGCUGCUGAAGCCCCUGCUGGUGUUCGCCUUCUGCAUGGCCGCAGGCCUCGCUGGCCUGACUCAGAUAACGCAGCACCGCAGUCACCCGAUAGACGUCUACGUGGGGUACCUCAUAGGAGCUGGCAUCGGAGUCUAUCUGGCUGUGUACGCAGUUGGAAAUUUUAAAGCAUCAGAGGAAGAUUCUCCCUCUUUGCAGAGGCUGACAUCGGUUCAUCACAAGGACGGGCUUAGGGUAUUGACCCAGCGGAGCCACGAUUCCCUGUACAGGAAGACUCCCAGGGUGUCAGAGAGCAGGGAGGAGCUGGGGGCCGGGCUGGGGUCCGGAGCCCGCAGUAAGGUGAGGAGGGACAAGGCGUCCCUGGCCUCGCUGAAACGAGCCAGCGCCGAUGUGGAGCUCCUGGCAACACGUGGCCCCAUGGGCAAGGAAACCAUGGUAACCUUCAGCAACACCUUACCCAGAGUCGCAAAUGGCAACAGCCCCAUCUCCCCAUCCGACGAGCCAGUCGUCACGCAGCGCCACAUGACCUUCCACGUGCCCUUCGAUCCCCAGAGGUCCCGGCAGCUGGUGUCCGAGUGGAAGCAGCGCUCACUGGAGCUCCGCAGCCAGAGCUCCAGAGACGAAGACGAGGGAGACGACGAAAGGGACAGAGGAGGCAGCGGCGGGGCGGCUGCAGGGGAAGGAGAGAGCAAGGGGAUGCCUUCUUCUCUUUACCCGACGGUGCAGGCCAGCAGCGUUACUGCUGCGCCGGCAACGGCAAGGAUGGUCGUGGCACCGCCGCUGGUUCACAUCCCCGAAGAGGCCUCGCGGCCUCCACCCGUUUCCCCCAAGAGUGCCAAAACAAGAGCCAAGUGGUUGUCACUCACAGAGGGAGGAAGUGUGAAAGAGCCUGGAUCAGGACCGAUCGCGGUGUCGACUCCCAGGGUUCCCAAUACGCACCCCAACCAGCUUCCCAGCCAGCAGAGAGUCACUCAGGUCAUAGCCAUGUCGAAGCAGCAGGGUCACGGAGGAACCACUUCGUCGGCCAAGACAUCAGAAGGGGGUUCCUCCUCAGGCGGUGGCUCCAACUGCUCUGAAUCGCCGUACUACCGCAUCCCGUCCGAUCGAGACAGCUGCACCGGCAGCAACCCGGGGAGCGUCGCCGGCAGCGGGAGCAUCGUCACCAUCGACGCUCACGCCCCCCACCACCCGGUUGUGCGCGUGUCAGCCAGCAACGGCAAGCCGUGGGAGUGGAGGAACACCAUCAGCGGCAACAUGAUGAGUGCUGACGCGUCGGGCGACAAGCACCGCAUGGCUCUGCAGCGGCAGGACAACGUCUGCCACUACAGGGACUACCGGACGCUGCCGGGGAAAACUGACUCGCUCGGCUCUUCCACAACCAGCGGGAGUGCAGAGGUGGGGGUGGGGCUGGGAGUGGAGCUGCCUCCGCCACCCCUUCCCACGGCCUCCUCGCCUCUGCUUCCUCCGCCUCAGUUGUCUUCCUCCCUUCUUCCACCACCUCCAUCCCCUUCCCCGUUGCCUCCGCCUCCACACUCAGGUCCUACUCCCAUGCCUCCACCUCCUCCUCAUUCUAGCUCUCCUCACAUGCCCCUACCCCCUCACCCAUCUUCCUCCCAAAUGCCCCCACCUCCUCAUCCGUCCUCCUUGCAAAUGCCCCCCCCUUCUCACCAUUCCUCCUCACAAAUGCAUCCUCACCCUUUAUCCAACCAGAUGCCUCCACCUCCUCACCCAUCUGCCUCUCCGCUACCUCCUCCUCCUCUUCCCUCCUCGUCCAUGCCUCUUCCCCCCCACCCUUCCCACUCCGGCAUGCUUCCCCCUCCACCCCACCCUGACCUGCUGAUGGACGGCCACGGCCAGGCCCUAUCCCGCUCCUCCACCCUGCCCCGCCGGCCCUCUGUGUCGUCCCGCAGCCACGCCGAGCAGGAGCACUACUACAAGGCCAUGCAGAAUGAGAGGAUGUUAUAGUUGGGGAGAGGCGGGGAAGACAACAGACAUUGUGUCAACAUUAGACAUUGUACUUGAAAUGACAGAACUGAGGAAGGCAUUACAAGAAACCAGGCUGCAACAGGUCAGCAGAGAUUUCCAACUUCUGAAAAACGACAAAAAGUUUUGGAGCCACCGAGGGAGCCCAGGACUGUAAGGAGGUCUUGCUGCUUAAAAAAAAAAAACACAGCGGGGUGGCUGUUUUUCCUCGUCUCUCUCGCUUACAGCACCAGCCGAGACUGAGACGAGGAAAGAGAGAAUGAAGGAAAACAAGACGGAAAGGCAAAAAAAAGUGAAGCCUGCUUGUGCUUUUGCCUCCAGUUUUGUUAGCAUCUCUGGAGUUUCUUUAAGGACGGGUUCAAAAGAAGGAGCUGAGAAAGAGAUAUCACAAUGGAUGGUGUGGGAUUUGCUAAAUGAAGUUCCCCUAGGGAGGAGACUGAGAAAACAACUACAGGCAAUGCAUGCUCAUCUGAAACCAGAGCAGCCAUUUGAGGUUUUCCUGUGAUCUCUUUUUAUCCAGCUGAAACACUCUUGUUCCAAUGCACCGUACAGCAGAGAAUACGGCCAAUUCAGCAAAUUUAAUCACAGGUUUAGGAGUAUUAACUACAGCUCACAAAGGCUUGAAAGUGAGGGCAUUGUCUUUUUGAUGCCAAGCAGGUGUAUCAGCAUGCACCAGAGAUGCUCGACUUAGGAAGGAGAGGUGAGUAUAAAUAGGAUCAUGCACCGCUGGGCAACCUCCUAUACGGACGUCACUGAAUGGAUUAUGGCUGUGAACAUUAGAGGCGGUGGAAUGGAAAGAGAAUCUCUUCUAAAAUGAAAAGUGCAGCAGGGGCACUCGGCACGGUGGGACUUUUCAGCGAGCGAAACUCGCCACGGAUUGAAGAUUGAAGCCGAAACACGGAACGUAGAUGAGCGUUUUGUUUAUGAACCCAUGCCAGCGUACGCUUCUCAACCGCGUCCCCCGUUGAAGUGUCAAAGUCGCUCAAGCCAGCGAAGCUAACCUUCCCAUCCAGCACGUCUGAAGCAGAUGGAGGGUUGCAUUGCGCAAGUUUCACAGAUUAACAAGGACACACUUUUCAAAACAACUCCGGAGUUAUCCGUUUGUAAAAUGUUUUUUUUUAGAUAUAUUACCCAGGAGAGCUCUUCAGGAAUACUCAAAUGUGUUCAUUUACAACUUUGUCAAACUGGACUGUUGUCAACUGUCAUUCACCUUUUGUGGGCUAUGAGUGAUUGUCACUCUUGUUAGCCUUUUAGUUAUCACACCAUCACUUUUUUCUUUUUUAAUAAAACAUACAGGUGAGAUUGCUCUUUGGGAGCCGCAAGGAAUUUUAAAUGAAUUCUCUUAAUUUUCUUCUGGGGAGUCACACUCAUUUCCAUUUUUUUCUGCGCUUUUGAAGGACUUUGAUCUUCAAAGUUCAUGUCAUUGAGGGAUUCAGAAGAAGACGUUGAAAUAAUCAGGUUGUAUUAAAUUCCUCUUUUUUUAUUUGUUUUGCAUCACAAAUCCAAUCAUUCUUCCAUCACCAACUUUGUCCCCUUGGCAAUUUUCUUUAGAAAUAAUCUUUUCUGAUAAAUCCAGGCUCUUAUUUUAAACCAGAUGUGUAACCUUUAUUUUAAAGCAUUUUUUUUAUUGAUGGUUGAAUCCCACUGAGAAUUUGAAUCCUGCUUUUAUGGCAAUCUAACAUUUCAAAGAUGAGGAGCCUUUUUUUAUUUUAGAAAAGCUAUACUGUGAAAGUCCUUUUUUCUUUUAUCCUUCUUUCACGGUUCCUCUUAGUAUAUUUGGUGUCCCUGGUUACUAUAGUGAUUCCCACAUUUUCUGGGUAGCAGAAUGUGACUUUCUUGCUUAGAGCCAAGUAAAAUGAUACAUGACAGAAACGUCUAAUCAAAUGGCUGCUGUUUUAGCCCCAUAGGUAGCUAUAGCGAAGGUUUUGAAACCAUACAAAGCACCAGGGUCUGGUGCUCAGUCUGGGUGAUUUUCGUAUUUCUACUUUUGUAGAAGCUAUGCCGAUGUAAAUACGCCUUCAACAUAAGACAUAACGAGAAGAAUCCCUCUCAAAUAACGUUAGUCGAUGGACGAAAUCCUUUGAUCUACCUGAGCUCUGGAGGGAUUCGACAGAAAACUGUCAAAUUUCUCCAAUGGCAGACUCACUGUCUGAAAGUAGACGCAUUUCCAUGCACCGCUGCAGAAAAGGACGUGUCGGUUGAGGUCUGUGGUUGUAAGGCUGGGUUAAAAGGAAUAUUUAAAUUUAAAUUUCCAAGCUUCUUUGGCGCCGAGAGAAUUUAAUAAUGUAAGAGAGUUCUUUCACAAAACAUUGUCUGAUUAAAAUGAGAAACUUGUGUAAAACAUGUAGUAUUAAGUUUACUUGUUUAUCUUGAAGUUAAAUUAUGACGCUAAGUGGAAUUAUUGCUGCUUGUACUGCUGAGAUUGAUGGGUAAAAUAGCCAUUUAGCUUUAAACCCAGGAGAACUAAAACAAUAAAUUAACAGAUAUUUCCUGAAAAUACUUCAAAUGUAUUCAUUUUGCCCCUCAUCAAAUAUUAAGCAACAUUGAUCACUGUGUUAAUCCCUCAAAGCCCCAAAAUAUUAAUAUAUUCAAAAAAAUAUUUGAAAGCUCUAAACAAAAUUCAAGGUAACACUAAAGGUUUAGCUCGUCAAUAAUUUUUUUUUUUUGCCAUUGAAAAGAUUCAUUUUUGUGUUCCUGACAACCCUUUAGUUUUAGCCAUUAGGUCCUGUAAUACACUUAAUUACAAGACAAAAAGGUAAAUACAAACUAACACAAAAAAUUGUCUAAUUAUGUCGUAGGGCAAGAAAAAAUAUUUAAAGGUUGUUUUUUUUUAUUAGUUAAAAAAAAUUUAUGAUUAAGGAUUUCUGUAAUUUAUUUUGUCAGCUGCACAAUAAACAGUCUAAAUGAAUGGACCCUUGGUAAAGAUGUGUCGCAAUGCGGUAGCAGAAUCUCGCACUGAAAAUUAGAAUUAGAAAUCCAAAGUUACACGUUCGCUGGUCACCAUUCCUAACAUCAUUUCCAUGUUUAAUGAAGCUAAUGUUUCUUUCAUCAAACCAAAGAAUAGUCAGGUCCCAGUUAAAGUCUUACAAUUUCACAAACUCCACAAGUUUAUGCUAGUGAUGGUAGAAAUUAUAACCAUUUCCUGGCAUUCCCCACAAAUAUUAAUUUGUCUUGUAGAUAGCAUCUAAUAGGUGAUGUGUCACAUCAUAUUUACAUUUCAUGGAAACAGGAAGUUAUGAAUAUUUAAUGAAAGGUUCCUAGAAAGUCUGACCAGGUUGGAAAAAAACAUCAAUAGUUAUUUUAUAGGAAUGGUUUGGGUUCUAAUAACCGUGCUACUCAUGAUUUUGUCUGCCUCCCCUCCCCACUGAAUAAUUGGGUUCAUACUAAAUGUUGGCAUUGUCUCAACUUUUCACUGUGAGAUUAUUCUACUGCAGUAAAAAAUUUAUUUAUCUUAAGGCAUAUCUUUACCACAGAGUGCUAGUAAGUAUGACACAUGUCCUUUGCCUAUAAGAAAAGGAAGAUUUGCACAACUUCUUGGUGCUCCUUUUAAACUACCCCAACACCUUUUUGUCCGUUUAUAUCUUGUAUAAAGUUUUUCCUUUUUUUCAAGACAGAAGAUUUCUCAUUUAAUCACACGUGGUUCAUUUUGGCCACUAAUUUGAUUGUACUUUUUCAAAACACAAGACUCGACGACGGGUGACAUCGUUGUCCACCUGCUCACCCCUAAAAACCCAAAAGGUAAAUAAACUGGUUUUGUAAAGUUGUCCUAGGAAGAGGUUCUGUUAAAUGACACAAGUUGUGUGUUCUUUUAGAGGUGCUUCUCAGACGAUGAGCCGGUAGUUAAGUUGCCUGUCACUUUGUGCUGCAUGUGUGUAAGAGUGUGUGUUUUUUUAGUACUUAAACCUUUUUGAAAGAAUAAUCCUCUGGUGAAUAUGCUACAGCUUUGAGCCCAGUUUGACUGUAAGAUAUUUGAAAUUACUUAAUAUUAUUAAUACUAUUAUUAUUAUUUAAAAGUCCUCUUUUAUGGGCUAAUGUUUUCUAUCUGUGGUGAUGUGUAACAUUGAUAACUUUGUUGAAUAAAAAAAAUAAUGUCUGCUUAACUGAG
Messenger RNA from Poecilia reticulata (guppy), 7505 nucleotides. RefSeq names its product phospholipid phosphatase related 3a (gene plppr3a). Gene Ontology annotation, cellular component: plasma membrane. Gene Ontology annotation, biological process: phospholipid dephosphorylation; signal transduction; phospholipid metabolic process. Gene Ontology annotation, molecular function: phosphatidate phosphatase activity. Lineage: Eukaryota; Metazoa; Chordata; Actinopteri; Cyprinodontiformes; Poeciliidae. The record is from RefSeq and is a predicted model, not a curated record.